CCCUAGACCCGAGAAGAAACGUUGAAAAAGAAACAACAGCUCAAACAGCUGAGCUGUGUGUUGACAUGUUGUGUUGAAAUGAGCAAAGUCCUUCAAUAAAGUCUCUGGAUAUGAGGGACAAACCUCUGACAAAUUCUCUGCUGGUAUUUCAGACUUUUGCAGAUAAACUAUAAUGGAAGAGCACACGAGGACUUUCACAGAUGUGAAAAAUGCAAUUCUUUCUGCACACGAAAACAGUGGUCCAAGGGAUAAAAUGCGUUUCUACGAUAAGUGGGCUGAACAAUAUGAAGAGGAUGUAGCUCUCCUGGACUAUCGCGCUCCAAGUCUGGCCACAGAAUGCAUUGCGUCUCACGUUCAAGGUGACAGGGACAGUGCAAAGGUUUUGGAUGUGGCCUGUGGAACAGGCUUGGUCAGUAUGAAGCUGAAAGAAAAGGGGUUUCAGCAUUUCAGUGGACUGGAUGGCAGUGAAGUCAUGUUGGAUUUGUCCAGGAAGACAGGGCUGUAUCAGGAGCUGUGGAAGUGUCUGCUUGGGUUAGAACCACUUCCUGUACAAGCUGAGGCAUAUGAGGUUGUUGUAAUUGUGGGGGCGCUGAGUGUCGGACAGGUACCCGUGCCGGUCAUUGAAGAGAUGUGGCGGGCCACAAAACCAGGGGGGCACAUCUGCAUGACAACAAGGGCCAACCCUGACAACCUGAAGUACAAAGCUGAGCUGGAGCUUGCGCUGGACAGCAUGGUCAGUGAAGGGCGGAUGAUCCGAGUUGCCGUCAGUGAGGUAGAGGAAUGGGAGAAAGCAGUGCAGGAGCACGAGACUGGGUAUAUACCUGGGGCUGUGUAUCUGUACAGAAAGGCCAUGGCCCUGCACAAGUAAGGCAUGUUAAGCAAGACAUUUUGGACACUUGUGAUCUGAUUUGGGUUCGGAUGUGAAUGCUUUGGCAGUCUUCUCAGAAACAAUGGUAAGGUAUUGUGACAUCAAAUGAUUUUCAAGAUAUGGUCCACAUAUUAUUUGAUGGUUCACAACUGAACAAAAUGGCAAAUAGGAAAUCAUUAUGGUUUGAUUUAGUAAUGUUUUAUGUUGAAGUGAAUGAAGUCAACUGCUGUACACAAUGCUGCCACAAGAUGGAAGCAGUGAGUUGACAAGUUGAUGUAAUGUGUUCACACCUAAAGUUUAAUUAAAAAAAAAAAAAUCACACCCCUGUACCAGGAUUAUAUGCUAUAAAUUAGUAUUUUAAUGCAUUGUAGAAUUAUUCCAACUGUUGAGAGGUGAACCUGUUUCAGUAAUUAUCAGUAAGGUUACAGUUAACUGUUUACUCAGGAAAGACAAUGUGACCUGUACAAGUUGCUAUAUUUCUAGGUAAAAUCCAUUGAUAUUGA
Molecule: messenger RNA, 1371 nt
Organism: Alosa alosa (allis shad)
Lineage: Eukaryota; Metazoa; Chordata; Actinopteri; Clupeiformes; Clupeidae
Gene: mettl27
Product: methyltransferase like 27
Exons: 5
Coding region: 173-868 (231 amino acids)
Source: RefSeq, a predicted model, not a curated record